UGCCGUAGUAUUACUUAUGCAACACAUUUGCUUUCCUGAACGUUUUUUAUUAUUAUUUUUUUUCAUCUCCGUGCACACAUUGCACUAAAUAUUUUUUUCCCCCCCGAAUUAGUACUGAAUGUACUGAAGCCUCGAUACAGUACGUCCAUCACUACUAAAUCUUCUUAAACUCGUCUCGGUGUACGUCGGUUGACGCUUCUCAUUCUAUUUUAGCUUAGCUUAGCUUAGCUUAGCUAACGAAGAGAUGGGUUUGUUGUCAACACAUCGCUCAUCGGAGAUCAACUGUGGGCGUAAAGUGGUGUGAUUAUCGUGUGAAAUGUGUGCGAAAGGUGUGAAAGAAGAGGAACUUUUUUUGAGGGGUGGGGGGGAGGAAUUAAAGCGGAGAAGGCGCGACAACAUCAACUAAUUAACGCAGCUUAGAAGAAUCCUCGAAAUUGUGUUAUACGGAGCAGACAACAGUGAAAAAGAUCGUUGUCUUGAGCGGCAGGAGUGGAGCUCCAGGAUGGAGCAGCAGGAGCUGGAGCCACGCCACAUUAAAGAGGAAGAGGAGCCAGUGGACUUCCAAAUGAAAGAGGAAGAGGAAGCAGAACCACCGCGCAUUAAAGAAGAAGAGCAGGAGGAGGGUAUCACCAAGUUUGUAUUGACUGGUGUCAUUAUAAAGUGUGAAGAAGGUAAUGAUGACCACUGUGGAGAAUCUCAAUUAGGCAGCCUUUUAGCUCCAGUCUCAGAUAGUGACAACAUAACGUCACUGUCUGAUGAUGAUGAUGAUGAUGAUGAUGAUGAUGACGACGAUGGUGAUGAUAAUGAUGAACAGCACUCUAAAGGUUAUAUGACAUGUCACACUGGCAACAAACGAGUGAAAUGUGCUCAGUGUGACAAAACAUUUUUCAACAAGUCAUCGUUGAAAACACACACAAGAACACACAGUGGAGAAAAACCCUUUGCGUGCUCAGUUUGUGAUAAAAGGUUCACCCAGAAGGGACAGUUAGUGGCACACGCAAAAACACACACUGGGGAGAAACCUUUUGUCUGCUCAGUUUGUGGGAAAAGAUUCUCGAGAAAUGGAGAUUUAAGAACACACAAAAGAACACACACUGGGGAGAAACCCUUUGUCUGUUCAGUUUGUGGCAAAAGCUUCACGAAAAACACAAAUUUAAAAGCACACCAAAGAACACACACUGGUGAGAAACCGUUUGCCUGCUUAGUAUGUGGUCUUAGGUUCACUCAAAAGACAAAUUUAACAACACACACAAAAUCACAUGCUGGAGCGAAACCUUUUGCUUGCUUAGUUUGUGGGAAAACAUUCUAUACAAAGUCCAAUUUAGCAGCACACACAAGAUCGCAUGCUGUAGAGAAACCUUUUCCGUGCUCAGUUUGCGAUAAAAGAUUCUCUUCAAAGACCAAUUUAACAGCACACGCACGAACACACACUGGAGAGAAACCUUUUGUAUGCUCAAUUUGUGGUAAAAGAUUCUCUAGAAAGACGCAUUUAAGAGCACACACGAGAACACACACUGGAGAAAAAACGUUUUCCUGCUCAGUUUGCAGCGUAAGUUUCCGCGUACGUUCAACAUUGGUUCAGCACACGAGAACACACCAAGGGGAGAAAACUUUUGUUUGCGCCUUUUGCGGGAAAGGAUUCAUGCGUAAGGAAAAAUUGAACACACACACAAGAACUCACACUGAAGAAAACCCUUUUUCCUGUUCCGUUUGCGGUAAAAGAUUUUCCGCGAUGAUGAGUUUAACAACACACACCAGAACACAUAGUGGUGAGAAACCUUUUGUCUGUUUAGUUUGUGGUAAGACAUUCACGCGUAAGGAAAAACUGAACAUACACACAAGAACACACACGGGAGAAAAACCUUUUGCCUGCUCGGUUUGUGGUAAAACAUUCACGCGUAAGGAAAAAUUGAACACACACGCGAGAACACACACCGGAGAAAAACCUUUUGCAUGCACAGUUUGUGGUAAAAGAUUUUGCAAAAAGACAAGUUUAACAACACACACAAGAACACACAGUGGUGAGAAACCUUUUCGUUGCAGUGUGUGUGAUGUAAGAUUUAAUGAAAAGCGUCAGCUUCGGAAACACAAGUGUGCUGGUGAGAGGCGCAGCGGUCAGUGAAGCUGCAGAUUAAAUUGAAGAAGCAAAGGCUGCGUUGGGAAUUGCUGCAUCACAGCAGGAAACUAAUUUGUGCGGAGAAGAUUUUUUUUUGCUGCUGUGCCAAGUUAUUAAAAGUAAGAAUAAUCAUUCAUUUUAUGUGUCGGCACCUUUCAGGGCAAUCGAAGUCACCACACAAACGUAGUUUAAAGAAGUCAAGCAAUACAAUAAAAGUAACGGAACAUAAAACAUAAAUUUAAAUGUUUCAGAGACUCGGCAGUCCGGACUAGGUGUGUCUUAAAGGGUUAAUGAGUCUGUGUUUCGGAGGUCAGGUGAUAGUGAGAUGAACCGAAGUCAUUUACUGUAUGUGUUUUGUUUCUAAAUACAUGAAGUUUGAAGACAACUGAUACAAACAUGCAAAGACCAAUAGAGAACAAUAUAGUAUUGAAUUGUUGAGUUUGAGCUUAAACUGUUUUUUACGGAGGCAUAUUGCAUUCACUUGGAUUAAAAAAAAAAAAAAAAACUCCUGUUUUUCUGAGUAAUUUUUUUUGAGGGCUUUGUUUUUUUGAAUAGUUUUUUCUGUUUUUCUGACAUAUUUUUUUCGGACUCACUAAUGGCGGAUUACUGCCGGGCCGGGAUUGUGGCACAUACGCCGGCGAAGCCGAUUCCGGCUGUGUCCCGAUAACUCAGAAAAAAAUUAGUCAGAAGAACAGGUGGAAAAAAAUUCGGGUCGUGCUGACGUCAACAGGGAACAGCACGAGUCGGCCCUCCCCCCACAAUAUAAAAAACAAGCGCCCUUAUUCCACACAGUGGCCAUUCGGCAGAAUUGCCGUUUGCUUAUUCCUAAUAACUUGACCCAGAUCUACUAGUACAACGUGUAGUUAGCCACCAACGUAUACCCACAACUCGGAAGUGUAAUGUGUUAUUUGGGCUACAGCGUCUCUGCCAUCUGGCGUAGAGAGCCAGCUGUGAAUCGGACGAGAUUCGCCGCCCCGCGGUCCCUUACCAGACCGACAGCAGUUAGAGUCCCCGGACGUCUGGCGCAACGGCCCACAGCGUCUGGAAGCUGAAUGAAUGGGCCUCUCCGGAAAGUCCAAUCUCCGAAAUGAACCUUUAUGCCACUUUUUCUUAACCUUUUUCGGAAUACGUCAUGAAGUCAAGGAGAGAUGAGAUGUUUCAAAAGAAUUCAACUUAAUUUAAGAUGAAAGACGUGUCUUUUGAAAUAAUUCACACAUUCUACCCAUGUGAAGUGUUUCGACAGUAAUUUAAAAAAAAUAUAUAAAUACUUAAAUUAAGUCACACAACUUAUUAGGACCGUUAGACACUGUGAAAGUCAUUGAAACCUUGGAUCUAUGUGCUCUUGAAUGCAUUUUUGUAAAUUAGUAAUCUGCCUUAAUACCACUCAUUGUGUGUCACGCCCUGGGGGAUGUAUGUGUAUGUUCUGUGUUUUCUGAAUAAAUAUUAAUGGGAAAAAAGUCUAGCCUGCUUUUU
This is a messenger RNA of Phyllopteryx taeniolatus (common seadragon), 3589 nucleotides long. RefSeq names its product gastrula zinc finger protein XlCGF57.1-like. Bases 503 to 2122 code for a protein of 539 amino acids. The transcript has 2 exons. Lineage: Eukaryota; Metazoa; Chordata; Actinopteri; Syngnathiformes; Syngnathidae. The record is from RefSeq and is a predicted model, not a curated record.